Molecule: messenger RNA, 1878 nt
Organism: Hippocampus comes (tiger tail seahorse)
Lineage: Eukaryota; Metazoa; Chordata; Actinopteri; Syngnathiformes; Syngnathidae
Gene: mkks
Product: MKKS centrosomal shuttling protein
Exons: 4
Coding region: 102-1802 (566 amino acids)
Biological process (GO): intracellular transport; chaperone-mediated protein complex assembly; cilium assembly
Cellular component (GO): cytoplasm; nucleus; kinociliary basal body
Molecular function (GO): ATP binding
Source: RefSeq, a predicted model, not a curated record
UAGCUUGUAACGCUGUUUUUAAACUCCUCAGACUCACGUCAACUAGUUCAUCCGCGCUAACAUAGCUAAUUUGGUGUUCAAGUGAACAUUUCGGAAAUGAGAUGUCUCGACUCGUUGGGAAAUCACCAGCGCUUUGCACGGAUCUACCAUUGGAAAACAGUGACAUUUUAAACAAACUUCAUCUUUUGGGUCAGCUUCUCAGGUCUUGUUUUGGUCCAUCGGGUAGACUUAAACACAUUCACAACAAUAUCGGAGGGCAAGUUGUGACCACCUCAACGUCAUCAGUACUACUUCCAGCCAUUUAUUCAUCGACACCGUUUCUAAAUCUAAUUUUAGCCUCAAUUCGCAAUCAUGUUUCUCGUUUGGGUGACUGCGGGUUGUUUGCAGCUAUUCUUUGUGUUACUCUCAUUGAAAAAGUCAAGCAGUCUGGUCUAAGACAAAACGAGGCUAUCAGGAUAAAUAAACACCUGUUGGGUCUUUGCACCACUUACCUUGAAGACAAAGAAUGUGGUUGUAAAGUCAAGCUCGACUUUAGCAGUAGCCACAACUUAAUCAAGUUGGUUAGAAAUAUUCUCUGCAGCAAACCAGCCACUAUGCUAAGAGAGUAUGAAACACUUCACAUCAGCAAAUUGGCUGUAGAAGCCUUUUUACUGACUGUGCCGUCCAACAGCAACGGUGUAGUAACUCUGGGCAUGACGGUAAUUGUGCCUAUUGAGGGUCUUCCUGUUAUGGAAUCUAAGGUGUUUCCAGGAUUAUUAGUUGACGUUCCAGUUGGUUUUGAGGACUUGGAGCCAAGGAAUCAACCCUGCAGUCCACUACGUGUGGUAUUAUUCAGUACAUCCCUUGCCGGUCAUCUUUCUGAAAUAGGAGAUGGACCGAUUGAGGUCCAAUACGGCACUGACAUGGACUCUCAGAUCUUGGAUCAACUCCUCGAGAUUGGCAAACAGGUAUUCAAAGAUAACGUCAAGAUAUGUGUUUGCCAGAAGGUUAUCCAUCCAGUUCUGCAGCAAUUCCUGAGGAGUCAUGGCGUGAUAGUUGUGGAGAGAGUGGGGAUUAAUCUCAUGCAGCCUCUCGUUCAACUCACAGGGGCUCAGCCUUUGGCAACAUUACACUCUACGAUCCCUCACAAGGCCUAUGGACAGGUGGGGAAUGUCACCUUAAGACAGUUUGGAUCCAAAAGUAUGCUACAUUUAUAUCCUGCUGAGGAGUCCGUCAUUUGUACCACAGUCCUAUGCCACAGAAAUGAGACUAUAUUAAAUGAAUUGAAGGUGGCAUGCCAAAAGACAGAACACGUGUUACGACUUACCCUAAGGGAACCGUUUGCUUUACUUGGAGGCGGGUGCACUGAGACCCACUUAGCUGCUUACAUCAGACACCAAUGUGACGCCGCCGGAAGUGCAUCAGUGUUUGGCUGCCUGCAAACAGAGUACCUUCUUGGUGUGGAGGCUUUCUGUAGCUCUCUUGAGUCAGUGGCUGCAGCCCUACAGCACGACAGUGAAGAUUCUCUCAUUGAUCUGACUUGCGCUCACCACUGGACCCUUCCAAAAGAUGUGACACAAGAGGACAUGGAGAGUUGUGAGAGAAAGUGUGGCUGCGGGCUAAUAAAGAUGAGCCAGACGAAGAAGUGGUGUCACCUGAACACUAAAUAUCCCGUAUUCUCACCUGCAUCCUUGUCUCCAGAUGUUACUGUGCAUGCGGAUGUGCUUGACUCUUUCACAGCGAAACUCAAUGCUCUACAAGUUGCUAUUGAAACUGUAAAUGUCGUCCUCGAUAUACGAUAUACAAUACAAGAUGUGAAUUAAAUUAAAAUGUUAAGAGUGGAUUGUGACAAGAAGAAAUGAUGGAAUAAAAGGAAUGGAUGAGCCUAAUACAGCACAA